AUGCAUUCUUUUUCUCUCUUUCGUCUUUACUAUUCCUUCAAUAGCUACAAUAAUAACAGGUCUCCUUCAUUUAACUUUAUUUCUUUCUCUUUUCUUUUUCAUACCCCACUGUAUCUCUCUCACUCUCUUUUUCUUACCCCUUAUGUUUCCCACUCUCGCUUGACUACAUCCCCCUCUCUUUUUCUUUCCCCACAAGAUCUCCCUCUCAUUCUCUCCCUUUCUUUUUCUUGUCAAGUCGUGACUUCCCCUCUUUUUCAAGCCUUGCCACAUCUCCUUCCCUUUUUCUUGCACCUCCAUCUAUCGACGGUGUGCGAGAAAACGGUGUGGGGGAAACAACUUCUUGCGACACAAAAACGAACGCCUUCUUGCGAACCUGAAACGAAUGCAACACAAAAACGAACGCCUUCUUGCGAACGAAUAGUUUACGACAGCAAACGAGCAAAACGGCACCAAAGACUGCUGCCGACGGACGGACGACCGCAACGGCUGCUGUCGCCCAAGAAAAGACGCCAAACGACUCGCGCGUCUUCUUCUUGUAGUCCUUGGUCGAGUACAUUAUGGUACUCGAAGCUUUUUGUUCCUUUCUUUUUUGUUUUUGUUCUUUUCAUAUUUCUUUGUUUUUUCUUUUUUCUUUGUUUUUCUUCUUUUCUUUCUUUGUUUUUCGUUCUUUUUAGAACACUAACAAAUAAAAAAAACAUACACGCAGACACACUCUCUCCCGUUCUCUCUCUCUCUCUCUCUCUCUCUCUCUCUCUCUCUCUUGUCUAUUUUCUCAUUCAAAUCCUCAUUCUCUCUCUCUCUCUCUUUCUCUCUUUUUUCCCACUUUUUUCUUCUUCUUCUUCUUCUUCUUCUUCUUCUUCUUCUUCUUCUUCUUCUUCUUCUUCUUCCAACAGUUACUAUUUUCAUUUCUGUAAAUUAAUACAUUUUCUCUUUCUCUUUCUCUCUCUCUCUCUCUCUCUUCUUCUUUUCAUUUUCUUCUUCAUGAUUAUCAUCGUUUCUUCUCAAUUCUUCCAUUUUUUAUCUCUCCUUCUUCAUCAUGAUUAUCAUCUUCUUCUUCUUCCAAAAGUUUUUCUAUUCUCAAUUUCUCUAAAUCCAUUUUCUCUUUCUUUUCUCCCUCCUUCCUAUUCUCAUUUUAAAUCCAUUUUCUUCUUCCUCUUCCAUUUUCUUCUUCUUCUUCUUCUUCUUUCUUCUUCUUCUUCUUCUUCUUCAAAUUCUUCUUCACUUACUCUUCUUCUUUUCUUCUUCUUCUUCUUCUGUUUGAAUUAA
Molecule: messenger RNA, 1266 nt
Organism: Acanthosepion pharaonis
Lineage: Eukaryota; Metazoa; Mollusca; Cephalopoda; Sepiida; Sepiidae
Source: the annotation of a GenBank genome assembly